This is a messenger RNA of Lactuca virosa, 797 nucleotides long. Lineage: Eukaryota; Viridiplantae; Streptophyta; Magnoliopsida; Asterales; Asteraceae. The record is from the annotation of a GenBank genome assembly.
GAAAAACUAACGGUGUGUCAUAAGAACUGAUGGUGUGCUAAGUUUUCUCAUUAUGUGUUCUUCACGAUGGUGUCCUCCACCGUUUCUAUUCCCCAAUUAGAUUAAUCCAAUAUACCACCAUCGACUUCAGCCCCUUCCAGUCGUUCCCUUUUCUUUCUUGCAAAUAAAUUUCACCGCCUAUUCUAUUUUUCAUUCCUUCCUGCUCAUGCACUCCCAACGACUUCUGAGAUCGAUUGACAAUAGCUUUCUUCGAUUCCACCCAUCGGCAUUGUAUUCCAAGUUCCAACAAUCGGAUCGGAAGAUUAUAUACCCGAUGAGACCAACGAAGGGGAUAAUAAUGAUGAAUGGGGAGACGUCUCUUGGAAACGGAGCUCCGAUGGCGGAAUAGGAGGAGGAAGCGCAAUAAAUUUUCGAUGAUCAUAGCCGAUUCAUAUGCAAUUUCCAGAUGCAAUUUCGCUUUGCGUCAAGCUGAUUUCAUCUAUAUUUCUUCCUAUUAAUUCUAAAUUUAAAGAUUUGGUUCAGCAAACCAUGUGUUUCACUUGUGCCCUAAAUUGUGGAUUAUUUGCUUAACCAGAUUUGUUUUUUACUCUUUCUUGAUGGAACUUCAUCAAUCUUGUCAAAGGGAAGAUGGGACUGAAAAGAUCAAAAGAACGGAAGUCAGUUAUUGGAAGUGUAUGCCAUUGAGAUUCAAACUUAAACAAAAAGCUGUGAAAACUGGAGACACCAUUUUCAUUGGUCAAUACUUAUUCACAGGACAUGGGACAACUUCUCUUUGGCUGGAGGUUUGGAUCACAUAA